Penicillium taxi is the source of this 1734-nucleotide messenger RNA. RefSeq names its product Hsp90 cochaperone STI1 (gene sti1). Gene Ontology annotation, molecular function: Hsp90 protein binding. The coding region runs from base 1 to 1734 and encodes 577 amino acids. The record is from RefSeq and is a predicted model, not a curated record. The transcript is spliced from 5 exons. Lineage: Eukaryota; Fungi; Ascomycota; Eurotiomycetes; Eurotiales; Aspergillaceae.
AUGGCUGACGCUCUCAAAGCCGAAGGCAACAAGGCCUUCUCGGCCAAGGACUACCCGACUGCUAUUGAGAAGUUCACAGCCGCCAUCGAAAUCGAACCCGAAAACCAAAUCCUCUACUCGAACCGCUCUGCCGUCUAUGCCGCGCAAAGUGAGUUCCAGAAGGCUCUUGACGAUGCGGAGAAGGCCAUCAGCAUCAAGCCUGACUGGUCUAAGGGCCAUGCUCGCAAGGGAGCGGCCUACAAGGGAUUGGGAGACCUUUUGGCCGCCCAUGACGCAUACGACGAAGCCUUGAAGAUUGAGCCCGACAACGCGCAAGCCAAGGCUGGAAUGAGCGCAGUCCAGCGUGCUAUCAAUGCCGAGGCUAAUGCUGACGGUGUUACUGGAGACCCAACUGGUGGCCUCGGUGGCAUCUUCAACGACCCUGCCAUGUUCCAGAAAUUGGCCAGUAACCCCAAGACUGCCAGUCUCCUUGCCGAUGCAGACUUCAUGGAGAAGCUGAAGCAGAUUCAACAAAACCCCAAUAGUGUCGGCGAGCAGAUCCGGGACCCGCGAUUCUUGCAGGUCAUGAGCGUACUUCUGGGUAUUGAUAUGAGCUUCGGUGGUGAGGGUGGCCAGGGAGGUCCCUUUUCCGCGGGCGCGGCGGAUGAGCCCAUGCCUGAUGUUCAGCCCGCUUCCACUCCCUCACAGCCAAAGAAGGAGCCUACUCCCGAGCCCGAACCUGUGGAUGAGGAAGCGGUUGCUAAGAAGCAGGCUCAGGAGGCUGCUGAUGCGGAGAAGAAGAUUGGCAACGAUUUCUACAAGAAGAAGCAGUUUGACACAGCCAUUGAGCACUACGAGAAGGCUUGGGAGCUCCACAAGGAUAUCACUUAUCUGAACAACCUUGGUGCCGCCAAGUUCGAAAAGGGUGACUACCAGGGUACUGUUGAGACUUGCCAAAAGGCCGUGGAAGAGGGUCGUGAUCUGCGUGCGGAUUUCAAGACCAUUGCCAAGGCCUUUGCGCGAAUCGGUAGCGCCUACGAAAAGUUGGGCGACCUUACCCAAGCUAUUGAGUACUACCACCGUUCUCUCACUGAACACCGGACCCCCGAUGCCUUGAACAAGCUGCGUAAUGCAGAGAAGGUCAAGGCCACCGCCGAGAAGGACUCUUACAUUGAUGCUGCUGAGGCCGAGAAGGCUCGCGAGCUUGGUCAGAAGAAGUUCCAGGAGGCUGACUGGCCCGGUGCCGUUGAGGCCUUCACUGAGAUGACCAAGCGUGCCCCUACCGACCCGCGCGGUUACUCAAACCGUGCUGCCGCCUUGAUCAAGCUUAUGGCAUUCCCCCAAGCCGUGCAAGACUGCGACGAGGCUCUCAAGCUGGACCCCAAGUUCAUGCGGGCGUUCAUGCGCAAGGGCCAGGCCCUCGUGGCAAUGAAGGAGUACAACCGUGCUAUUGACACUUAUACCGAGGCUUCCGAAGUCGACGAUGGUACUCACCGUCGAGAGAUUGAGCAGCAGCAGCAGAAGUGUCUGGAGGCUCAGUUCAGCGCUCGUGCCGGUGAGACAGAGCAGCAGACUAUGGAGCGUAUCCAGAACGACCCUGAGAUUAUGUCUAUUCUGCAGGACCCAGUUAUGCAGAGCAUUCUCCAACAGGCGAAGACUGACCCAGCCGCUCUGCAGGAACACAUGCAGAAUGCCCAGGUACGCAUCAAGAUCCAGAAGCUGACUGCUGCUGGUGUAAUCCGCAUGGGGCGGUAA